AUGGUGAAUAGCAAUAGCAACGAUGGCAGCACUGGUUUGGGAGAGGUGGUUUCCAGAGCCGAGGAGACUGCUCGUAAACUAGUCGACUUGGCUAACACUACCAAGACGAUCCAGUUACAGACGCGAAGACAGAUGAACCAGCUCCAAUCCGAACUACACCGCACAACCGCGCUACACAGACUCAUCUACAACGACCAAAUCUGCCAUCUCGAGACCUCAACCACGUUUCGCCGCCUCGCCCCGGCGGACCUGAACAUUUGCAGAUAUUCCUUCAGACGAGCCAACGAGACCCUCCGCGUCUUUGAACAGAGCCCGGCGGCGGCGGCGGCGGAAGAGGCAUCUCUUGCAAGCCCACAAUACCCGAAACUCCUCCUUGAAACCCACAGGCAGCUGAAAGCCCUUAACGACGAGAUCCGCGCCGACGUCGUCCUCGCCAUCAAGCGCGUGCUCAACCAGGACCUCUUCAGCCGGGACACGCGCGCCGUCCAGCUGCGCGAUAUAGCCGUGGGGCGGGACCCGGAGGGGGAUGCUCCCUUGAUUGCGAGUUUGCUCCUCGCGAACGACGAUACGUGUGGUGCCCUUGACGUUGACGGAGCCGCCGACGGCGGCGCAUCGAAUUCGGCCUCGUGCCUGCGGUUCCGCGACGCGAACACCAUUGUCGAGACGAGGGCUAUGCUGCAGGAUGACGCCGAUAUAUGCCGCAAAACGCUCAAACUCGCUACGUUCUUACACGCCGUCCGGUCGCCGUAUCUCCUCCGCUGCACGGGCUUCCGGGUCUUUGACCAGAAUCAGGACAGGAAGCGGAAGCAGCGUCUGGAGUAUAUCUACGACGCCUCCCCGCUGCAAGGCUGUCGCCGCGCCGAGAUCCACAGACUGUCGGAGCACCUCGGCUCGCCGGCGGGCCACUUCACGCGCGGGCGGCGGGAGGCGGCGGCGAGGAUCCUGUCGGAUAAGAUCCGGUUUGCGGGACAGCUUGCGAGGGCGGUGAGCGAGCUUCAUGCUGUUGAUCGGGUGCAUGGCGCCGUGUGUGCUGAGAAUGUGUGGUUUGGGGUGCGAGGCGGGGAGUAUGAGGCCAAGGUGUCGGUGCCGUUGCUUGUUGGGGCUGGGUUUGAGGAGGGGGAGGUGAGGCGGUGUCGGGUUGGUGGCGGUGAUGAGGAUCGCGGUGAUGGGGGGGAGGCGCUGGAGGAGGGUAAGAGGAGGGAUAUACUUGCGUUGGGGGUGUUGUUGUUGGAGAUUGGGCUGGGGCGGUCCGUUGCGGAGGCUACGUCUGCUUCUGCGUCUGCUUCUGCGUCUACGGCCUCGUCUUUGGGCGGUGCUGUUGCCGCGGCGGAGCAUCUUGGGAGGUUGAAUGCGGUUAUGGGAGGGAGGUAUACGGCUGCCGUCAGGGCGGCGUUGGAUCCGCGGCAGUUGGCUAUGACGUUUUCGGCCAUGGAGGGUGAAGGAGAAGGAAGAGGCGGCGGUGAGGACGAGGAUGAAGACGAGAGUGUGUUUGGUGCGAGAGGUAGUUGUGGGUUGGAUCGGGCUUUUAGGGGAGUGGUUGUCGAUGAGUUGUUGGGUGUUGUUGGGAGGGCGUGA
This is a messenger RNA of Colletotrichum phormii, 1575 nucleotides long. RefSeq lists its product as uncharacterized. Bases 1 to 1575 code for a protein of 524 amino acids. NCBI's taxonomy places the organism in Eukaryota, Fungi, Ascomycota, Sordariomycetes, Glomerellales, Glomerellaceae. The record is from RefSeq and is a predicted model, not a curated record. The transcript is spliced from 2 exons.